Liolophura sinensis is the source of this 822-nucleotide messenger RNA. RefSeq lists its product as uncharacterized. The record is from RefSeq and is a predicted model, not a curated record. NCBI's taxonomy places the organism in Eukaryota, Metazoa, Mollusca, Polyplacophora, Chitonida, Chitonidae. The coding region runs from base 1 to 822 and encodes 273 amino acids. The transcript is spliced from 2 exons.
AUGCCCUCCACCACCACCACCCCCUGGCAGAUGUCCUCCACCACCACCACCCCCUGGUCUCCACCACCACCUCGUGACGGGGACCGUUCGCCACCACCUGGUGACGGAUCUCGUCCGCCACCACCUCGUGACGGGUCCCGUCCGCCACCACCACGUGACAACGAGGCACCUGAACUCUUCCGUCGCAAUUCCCCUCCGCCACCACCUGGUGACGGAUCUCGUCCGCCGCCACCUCGUGACGGGUCCCGUCCGCCACCACCUCGUGACGGGUCCCGUCCGCCACCACCUCGUGACGGAUCUCGUCCGCCACCACCACGUGAUGGGUCCCGUCCGCCACCACCACGUGACAACGAGGCACCUGAACUCUUCCGUCGCAAUUCCCCUCCGCCACCACCUGGUGACGGAUCUCGUCCGCCGCCACCUCGUGACGGGUCCCGUCCGCCACCACCUCGCGACGGGUCCCGUCCGCCACCACCUCGUGACGGAUCUCGUCCGCCACCACCUCGUGACGGGUCCCGUCCGCCACCACCACGUGAUGGGUCCCGUCCGCCACCACCACGUGACAACGAGGCACCUGAACUCUUCCGUCGCAAUUCCCCUCCGCCACCACCUGGUGACGGAUCUCGUCCGCCGCCACCUCGUGACGGGUCCCGUCCGCCACCACCUCGCGACGGGUCCCGUCCGCCACCACCUCGUGACGGAUCUCGUCCGCCACCACCUCGUGACGGGUCCCGUCCGCCACCACCUCGUGAUGGGUCCCGUCCGCCACCACCUCGUGACGGAUCUCGUCCGCCACCACCUCGUGACGGGGAUGGAAAUUAA